Messenger RNA from Nicotiana attenuata, 3027 nucleotides. RefSeq lists its product as uncharacterized. Lineage: Eukaryota; Viridiplantae; Streptophyta; Magnoliopsida; Solanales; Solanaceae. Bases 1 to 3027 code for a protein of 1008 amino acids. The record is from RefSeq and is a predicted model, not a curated record. The transcript has a single exon.
AUGACAGUUCCAGAAACUCGUUCGAAGUCUAAUGAAGAUUAUGUGAAGAAAUUAGACAAUCAGUUACAAAACUACAUGGCAGAGACGAAUAAAAAAUUGGAAUCACAUGAUUCUAAGAUUGAUGAUGUGGGCAGGAAGCUGGAUGUGAUGAUGGACAGGCUUUUCACGGGCAAGGAUGGUAUAUUGGGGAGUGCUCCAGUGGAAGUCAAUCACGUUGAUGGCUCCAGUAUUCGACCUAGAUUUGCCGAGCAAAAUGAAUACUCCAUUGGUAGGAAGCAAGGAAAUAACCAUGGACAUAGGUUUGAAAUUCCUUACUUCGAAGAAGGUGACUCCAGAUCUUGGCUCCGCAAGUGUGAAAGAUACUUUCACUUCAAUCAGAUAACUGACCCUCGGGAGAAAUUAGAGGCUGCUGUCCUUCACCUCAAUGGAAGGACGGAAUCCUGGUAUUUCUCUUAUCAUCAGAGUAGGGGUACUGUGAGAUGGCCUGAGUUUGUAGAAGAAAUUAGUAAAAGAUUUGAGGAAUCUGACAAUAGCAAUCUUAACCUCUUAGGAGAGUUCAAAAGAAUUGAGAAACAAGGAUCAGUAAAUGAGUACCUUGCCAGAUUUGAAGAUUUGAAGGCUUGGGUCUUGAUUAAAUACCCCACUAUACCUGAAGAAUUCUUCCUUGGAUUCUUUAUUGAAGGACUCAAAGAUGAGAUUAGGCACACAGUCAAGAUGCUUGAUCCUUUUUCCUUGAGCCAAACAGUGGAGAAGGCUAGGCACAAAGAAAAGUUGUUAGAAGCAAUAGCAAAAAAAGGAAAAGCAAGCAUUACUAAGCAGUCAGUACAGUACAGUAAUAAUAAUGGCCAAACAGGAAUGAGAACAGCUGGGGUUCAACAGAAGGAAGGGGGAUCUACCUCCUACAAUGUAGGCAACAAAUUGUUUGAGGCAAGAAGAGCAAGGGGUGAAUGUUACAAGUGUGGGGAGAAGUACUUCCCUGGCCAUCAAUGUAAGAAUAAACAACUAAAUGCAUUGUCUGGAUCUACUGAACAUGAAGAAGUAGAAAUGAAUGCUGGGGAAGAAGGAGUAGUGGAUGAGCAAAAUCAAGAGAUAGUAAUUGAUGAGGCCAUUAGUCUUAAUGCCUUAUCUGGAACAGUCACAUCUACUACCAUCAAGUUGAAAGGGGUGUAUGGGAAACAAGUCAUGGUGAUAUUGGCAGACAGUGGUAGCACCCAUAGUUUUGUAGCUAGUGAAACUGCAAAACAAUUGGGGUGUAUGAUCCAGGUAGAUGCUCCAAUGAGAGUUACAACUGCAAAUGGGAGUAAUUUGAUGAGUUAUCAUUCUUGUCCUCAGUUCAAAUGGAAAAUGCAGGGUAUUGAAUUUGAACACAAGCUGAGAAUGUUAGACACUGGGGGAUGUGAUAUGGUAUUAGGAGUGGAUUGGAUGAGAAAGCACAAUCCUAUAUUGUUUGAUUUCAUUGGGUAUAGAUUGCAGGUAAGUGUGAAAGGAAAGAGAGUAGAAUUGAAGGGUUUUUCUGAAGAAGGGAGUUUACAGAGUUUAUCAGCUGCAGGGGUGAAGCAGCUGCUCAAGAAGGGUCAACUAUUGUGGGCUCAUCUCUUUACAAUUACUGCUCAACCUACUACAGAAGAAAGAAGCAUACCUGGACAAAUUAGGAGGCUAUUGAUUGAAUUUUCCGGAGUUUUUGCUGAGCCAAAGUCUCUGCCACCACAGAGGAGUCAUGAUCACUUCACUCCUCUCAAAUCAGAUACAGCUCCAGUCAGCAUUAGGCCCUACAGGUAUAACCAUUUCGAAAAGAAUGAGUUAGAAAAACAAGUGACUGACAUGCUUAAUAAUGGUAUCAUUCAGCCUAGUCACUCUCCUUUCUCCUCACCAGUGUUAUUUGUUAAAAAAAAGGAUGGCAGUUGGAGAUUUUGUAUAUAUUACAGAGAAUUAAACAAGAUGACUGUGAAAGACAAAUUUCCUAUACCUUUAGUAGAUGAUCUCAUGGAUGAAUUAAAUGGUUCAUGCAUUUAUUCAAAGAUUGAUUUAAGGGCUGGUUAUCAUCAGAUUAGAAUGAAGGAAUCUGACAUAUACAAGACUGCAUUUAGGACUCACUUGGGACAUUAUGAGUUCAAGGUUAUGCCAUUUGGGUUAACCAAUGCACCUGCUACCUUUCAAGGUUUAAUGAAUCAUGUAUUCAGGCCUUUCCUUAGGAAAUUUGUGCUGGUAUUUUUUGAUGAUAUAUUAGUGUACAGUUCUUCAAUAGAGAGUCAUGUUAUGCAUCUUAGACAGGUAUUAGAGGUGUUACAGAAAGAGCAACUGUAUGCCAAGUUGUCUAAGUGUGCUUUUGGUCACAGUCAAGUGGAGCAUUUGGGGCAUAUUAUUUCAGGUCAAGGGGUAGCUACUGAUCCUGCUAAGAUUGAGGUCAUGCUCAAUUGGCCUGUUCCUAAAUCUGUUAAGGCCCUUAGAGGUUUUUUGGGUCUCACUGGUUACUACAGAAGGUUUGUCAAGUCUUAUGGAAUUAUCAGCAAACCUCUCACCAAUUUACUAAAGAAGAACUCAUUCCAGUGGUCUAAAGAGGCUGAAACAGCCUUCAAUCAGCUAAAGACAGCCAUGUCUUCAGCUCCUGUUUUAGCCUUGGCUGACUUUAAUAAGCCAUUUAUUGUAGAAACUGAUGCUUGUUCUACAGGAAUGAGGGCUGUAUUGAUGCAAGAAGGUCGACCAAUAGCUUACUUAAGCAAGGCUUUUUCAGCACAGAACAGGGGAUUAUCAACUUAUGAGAAGGAAUAUAUGGCAGUUUUGACUGCAGUAGAGAAAUGGAGACACUAUUUACAAGGAGGUCAUUUUAUUGUAAGAACAGAUCAUCAAAGUCUUAAAUUUUUGUUAGAGCAAAAGAUUACCACAGCCCUGCAACAAAAAGGGCUAACUAAGCUGCUGGGACUUGAUUAUGAGGUGCAGUACAAGAAGGGCACUGAAAACAGGGUAGCUGAUGCCUUAUCAAGAAGACAGGACCAGGAGUCCACCUUAUUGGCAAUCUCUACUGUUUAA